Syngnathus typhle (broad-nosed pipefish) is the source of this 6431-nucleotide messenger RNA. Its product is annotated as WD repeat-containing protein 7. Gene Ontology annotation, molecular function: protein binding. Lineage: Eukaryota; Metazoa; Chordata; Actinopteri; Syngnathiformes; Syngnathidae. The coding region runs from base 173 to 4516 and encodes 1447 amino acids. Gene Ontology annotation, cellular component: cytoplasm. The transcript has 30 exons. The record is from RefSeq and is a predicted model, not a curated record.
UAUGUCUCGUGAUCAUCUGACUGGCCGUCACGCAAAGGAUUGCCAGAGCUAAAAGCGCAAAACAAGCAGCGAUUCUUUUCUGUCUUUAUUUAUUACCGACCGAGAUAUUUUCGCCUUAAUUCAAUACGAAGGAGAUGCACCAGUGAUCUGUUGUUUUGGACAAUCCAGCACAAUGUCAGGGAACAACCUGGUUCUACCUAUUGUACUAUGGGGCCGCACCGCUCCAACCCACUGUAUCAGCAGCCUGUUGGUAAUGGACGACUUUAGCACAAUCAUCACUGGUUGCCAUGACGGACAGAUCUGCCUUUGGGACAUGACGCCGGAGCUGGAGAUUUGUCCCAGGGCCAUGUUGUUUGGUCAUACAGCCUCCAUCACGUGUCUGUCUAAAGCGAGCGCCUGCAGUGAUAAACAGUACAUUGUCAGUGCGUCAGAGAGUGGGGAGAUGUGCUUAUGGGAUGUAAAUGAUGGCCGCUGUAUUGAAUUUACAAAACUGGCUUGUGCUCACACCGGCAUACAGUUCUAUCAGUUCACAAUCAGUACUCAGCGAGAAGGUCGCCUCCUCUGUCAUGGUCACUACCCAGAGAUUCUUGUGGUAGAUGCCACCAGUCUGGAGGUGUUAUAUUCGUUGGUGUCCAAAAUCUCCCCAGACUGGAUCAGCUCCAUGAGUAUUAUCCGAUCACACCGCACACAAGAGGACACAGUUGUGGCAGUGGCAGUAACAGGCAUUUUAAAAGUCUGGAUCAUCACAGCAGAGGUCAACAGGAUGCAGGACCUGGACCCGGUGUUUGAAGAAGAGUCCAAACCCAUUUACUGUCAGGGUUGUCGGAGUAUUUCCUUCUGUACGUUCACUCAGAGCAGCCUGCUGGUGGUCUGCUCCAAGUUCUGGAGGGUUUUUGAUGCAGGAGACUAUUCACUGCUCUGCUCCGUGGCCAGUGACAAUGACAAGGCCUGGGCUGGAGGAGAGUUCAUUGCAGCAGACAAAGUCAUCAUCUGGACUGAAGACGGCUGGAGUCACAUCUAUAAUUUACCAGCCAGCUGUCUCCCUGCUAGUGUGCAUUUCCGAAGUGAUGUGGGCAAAAAAGAAGGCUCAGUCCCGCCACUGAUCUACACCAUAGAGAAUCUAACAGACAAUCAGCUCCUGAUAUGUCCUCCUGUGACUUGCUUCUUUUUUGGUCGACGGGAGCCUUUCCACAAGCUACUGAUCCAGGGAGACUCUGCAGGCAGACUGUCUUUGUGGAGCAUCCCGGACUCUUCCCCUCCACGGCCACUGUCAACUCCUGCAGACUUGCAAGUCUCAUCCACCAUCAGUCUCCAGGAGGCAUUUAAUAAAUUGAUGCCUGUUUCUUCUGGUAUCAUUGACCAGCUCAGCAUUCUGCCCAACAAAGAGGAACCCAUUAAGGUGACUGCUAGCGUCUACAUCCCCUCCCAGGGUCGACUAGUGUGUGGAAGAGAAGAUGGCAGCAUUAUUUUGGUUCCGGCUACUCAAACUGCUAUCGUUCAGUUGCUGCAAGGAGAACACAUGCUUCGGAGAGGAUGGCCACCCCAUCGUACUCUACGAGGUCACAGGAAUAAGGUGACGUGCGUCCUGUAUCCAUACCAGAUAUCGCCCCGCUACGACCAGCGCUCUUUGGUGUCGGGUGGGGUCGACUUCUCUGUCAUUGUGUGGGACAUUUUCACUGGAGAGAUGAAGCACAUAUUCUGUGUCCAUGGAGGAGAGAUCACCCAGCUCAUUGUCCCACCAGAAAAUUGCAGCACUCGGGUGCAACACUGUGUCUGCUCCGUUGCCAGUGACCACUCGGUUGGCCUGCUCAGUCUUAGGGAAAGGAAGUGCAUUAUGCUUGCAUCGCGGCACUUGUUUCCAAUCCAGGUCAUCAAGUGGCGCCCUGCUGAUGACUACCUUGUUGUUGGAUGCUCUGAUGGCUCUGUUUAUGUCUGGCAGAUGGAUACAGGAGCCUUGGACCGCUGUGUGAUGGGUAUAACAGCCGUAGAGAUCCUCAAUGCCUGUGAUGAGCUGGCUCCGGCCACCGUCGAUGCCUUGAGCCAUUCGGCAGUGAACCUGAAGCAGGCAAUGACUCGCCGGAGCCUGGCGGCACUCAAGAACAUGGCUCAGCACAAACUACAAACACUUGCCACCAACCUGCUGGCGGCAGACAAUGCUGACAAGGGGAACCUGCCCAAAUACUCCCACAAUGCACUGGUGGUCCAGUCAAUGAAGACCAACCUCACGGACCCUGACAUGCAUGUAUUGUUCUUUGACGUGGAAGCAGUGAUCAUCCAGUUGCUGACAGAAGAAGCUCAGAGGCCGAAUCCCAUGCUGGUGUCCCCUGAGACACUCCAGAAAAGCCAGGCCGGGGCCGACAAGGGAGGCGCUUUCCUUGCCAACAAGAUUUUCAAGCAGGUAAAGGAGACAAUGAAGGAGACCAUCAAGGAGCACCUGCUGGAUGAAGAUGAAGAAGAGGAGGAGGAGAUGAGGAGACGCGAGGAGAAGUCAAAGUCUCUGAGUCUUCUGGAGUACAAUCUGACAAUGGACACAGCCAAACUCUUCAUGUCCUGCUUGCAUGCUUGGGGUCUCAACGAGCAGCUGGACGGGAUCUGUCUAGAGAGACUUGGCAUGCUCAGACCACACUGCCCCAUCUCUUUUGGCCUCAUCUCAAGAGGUGGUCACAUGUCUCUCAUGCUGCCCACCUUCAAGGAGUCUUUGCUGCGGCAGUUGUCGCUUGCAACAGGCCGGAAGCUGACAUUGUCAGACAUUGUUGGCAAGGGGACAUACGGUGUGUCAAGGGCGGUCACUACGCAGCACCUCCUGUCCGUUAUUUCUCUGGCCAACACUUUGAUGGGCAUGACCAAUGCCACAUUUGUCGGCGAGCACAUGAAAAAGGCACCAGCCAGGCCUCCCAGACCAGGAGGAACCCCGGAGAGUCCUCGUAGGAUGCCGGCCACACCCCCUCAGCCCUCCAACCCGGCGCUACAAGCUCAGAUCAAACAAGGCUGGAGCCAGCUGGCAGCUAUGCACUGUGUCAUGCUCCCUGAUCUCUUGGGCUUGGAUAAGUUUAGACCUCCACUACUAGAGAUGCUGGCAAGGAGAUGGCAAGACCGCUGUCUAGAGGUGCGUGAAGCAGCCCAAGCUUUACUGCUAGCCGAGUUGAGAAGGAUCAGCCAAUCGGGACGUAAGGACACCAUUGAUUUGUGGGCUCCUUACCUGCCUCAAUAUGUGGACACAGUCAGCUCCCCCGGCACAUCCACUGAACCCUCAACUCCAGCCCCACCUCCUCCUGAAGCUCAACCACUUGAGGUCAAGGCUCCCGAGGAGGAAAUGGAUACGACGGAUGAUGACAUCACUGCAGGGUGCCUCUCAAACCUUCCACCAAAUGCCAAGAAGAUCUCCAACUCAUACGAGGAGCGCCGGAAACAGGCCACCGCCAUCGUGUUGCUGGGUGUCAUCGGGGCAGAGUUUGGGGCCGAGAUUGAACCUCCAAAAGGCGCAGCACGUACUCGGGCCGGGCAGGUCCCCGAAGGCUUUGGACCAACAAGUGGCGGUUCUUCUAAUUAUUCCCUGGCAAGACACACAUGUAAGGCGCUGACCUUCCUGCUACUGCAGCCCCCCAGCCAAAAACUGCCACCACACAGCACAAUCCGUCGCACUGCCAUCGAUCUGAUCGGCCGAGGCUUCACCGUGUGGGAGCCGUACAUGGACGUGUCUGCGGUGCUCAUGGGACUGCUGGAGCUUUGUGCUGAUGCUGAGAAGCAACUGGCUAAUAUUACCAUGGGGUUGCCCCUCAACCCACCGGCCGAUUCAGCUCGCUCGGCUCGACACGCCCUCUCUCUUAUUGCCACCGCCCGUCCGCCAGCUUUCAUCACCACCAUUGCAAGAGAGGUCCAUCGAUUUAAUGCAGCCCAGGCUAACUCUCAGUCGCAGCAGAACGUUCACACCACCACUCUGGCCCGAGCCAAGACUGAAAUCUUGAGAGUGAUUGACAUCCUAAUAGAGAAGAUGCCUGGGGAUGUUGUAGACUUGCUCGUCGAGGUGAUGGAUAUCAUCAUGUACUGUAUAGAAGGGUCUCUGGUCAAGAAGAAAGGCCUGCAAGAGUGUUUUCCUGCUAUUUGCAAGUUCUAUAUGGUGGGUUACUGCGAUCGUAGUCACCGCAUCGCUGUCGGAGCUCGUCAAGGUUCGGUGGCCCUCUAUGAUGUUCGCACUGGGAAAUGCCAGAAUAUCCAUGGCCAUAAAGGCCCAAUCACAGCGGUGUCAUUUGCCCCUGAUGGCCGUUACCUGGCAACCUACUCCAAUGCUGACAGUCACAUCUCCUUCUGGCAGAUGAAUACCAGUCUGCUGGGCAGCAUUGGGAUGUUGAACUCAGCCCCUCAGCUGCGCUGCAUUAAGACCUACCAGGUUCCUCCGGUCCAGCCGGCAUCUCCUGGCUCCCAGAACCACUUGAAGCUCGCUCGCCUUAUCUGGACCUCCAACCGAAACGUCAUCCUCAUGGCACAUGACGGCAAAGAGCACCGCUUCAUGGUUUAAAUGAGAUCAAUACUAUGAAGUUAAGCUGCAGUUCAUGUGUAGAGCUCAUUGGCGUCCGGCUUCUUGGUUUUUGUGAAGUUGCUGUGAUACAGAUAGUAGACUUGGAACUGAAGUUUUAUUUUCAAAUAGACUGAAAUUGAAGGCUUAAAAGCAAUGAAACCAUUUGAAUUAGAAAUUAGUGGUUUUUUUUUUGUUUGUUUUUUAUGAGAACCCAAUCUACAUUUAGGUUUAUAUGUGUAUAUAGUUUUGUUUUAUCUUCCACAGUCAGGGUCAUGCUAAUAUAUUUGUUGGCUGAAACAUAACGCCAUUUGUGUUAUGUUUUAGUAAUUUAUCACUCUAGUCAUUCCUAAUUAUUUGUUAGUUUUCUUCCUUAGUCACAAUUGAAGCCAUCAGCGGUCCACACAUUCAUUUCUAUUUAUUUAAUGUUGGCCCCUAUCAUGCCAGUAAAUUGGGUGUUGUUCAUUGUGUUGAUUUUUUUAGGACACGAUUUAAUUUUUAUUACCGAUAAAUCAUUUCACUUGACAUCCCUGAGCAGAUUUAUGAGUGGGCGCUGUUAAAAUAUGACUUGUGGUUUGAUUCUGCAUCGAUGUCCCCAUGCGUCGCUUUGGCAGUCAUUGUGCAGUCGUUCGUCUAUGGAGCAGAAUGGGUCAACAACGAUGGUCAUCUCUGAAAUUAAUCUUAAAGGUCACCCCGAUUGCUGUUAACAGGGCACAAUGAGAAAAUUACUUCGCUUUUCCUCCAUGGCGGUAUCCAGAGUUGUCAUUGUGUAAAUAAGAAAAUAUUUAUUAUUAUUGCCAUUAAUUGGCAUUUCAUUACAUGCAAUGAAAACAUGAAUUAAAAGUGUCCUGUUGUAGUCUUUAGGGUUCAAGACUUUGAUAUUUCAGCCCCUUUUAAAAACAUGGCUCCCAUUUAAAUUUGUUCUCUUUCCACUGCUAAACUUCUAAUAAAUUCAACAGCCGUCAGAUGACCUUUCUUCCCUGUCAUGGUUCAAAACCAAAAUAGUCCUGGGUGUUCAUACAUUUCAAGAAAAACAGGAGAUGGUGUUUUAUUAUGUUGAUAACACAUAUGUCCCCUUAUUCCCACAUUUCUUUAUUUUCCUAGAUGAAAUUCCAACGUGUACAGUAUGAAUAUCAGAGCGUCCAUGUGAUGUAGUCUAGUAUUAGUCUUGCAUGAUUUCUUAUUUGUGGUGUGUUUGACUGCCUGAAUGCCUGCAUGGCAAUGACUUCCUCUUGUUAUCUACACUAAAGCAAACAAAUGUACUAAUUUGACUACAGUGCAUAAUAACAAUUAAAAGAUCAUCUCAUCAUGUCUUUGUGCGUUACCAAUGUAGGUUUGCGUACUUGCUUCAUGAAACAUGAACAUUUUCUAAAUACAAUAUGUGUAUCGGGGAGAAGUAAUACACAUUUAAAGUAUUGUUCUCCUAAUGCUGUGCUUGUUAAAGAGGCUACUGACAACAUUCCCAUCUCAUCUGUUGUGAGGGAAGCAGAUAAAAGAAAAAAAAAAAGAUCACGCUUAACAUAAUUCUAUGACAAAUACAGUAUGUCGUGUGCAAAUUACAUCACUGCUGUUUCUGGCUACAAGUUCCCCUGGGCACAAUUUUUUUUCUUAUUUUAUUUCAUGCAGACAUUUAUGCACAAUAUAUCCAUGGAUUAUAAAAAGGUUUUAAUCCCAGUGCAAAUUUAGUUUUAGAAACUAUUUCUUAUUCUAUUUACCCUUCCACUCUCCCGACAGUGGUUCCUCCCUCUAGUUUCCUUCAGUUUUCAGUGAUGGUGUCAGAAAGCUUCUAACAGUGAUACGCACCUGUAAACACAAGUGUCAAAGCUUUUCACAAGUUUUGUCCCAGUUUAGAUGAAAAAAAAAAAUCCCGUAGCUCAUAAGACUGCCCUUGAGACUUCCACUACACUGGAUGUAAAAA